UAACAGCAUUCAGCAUUGAGGAUGGCAUCCAGCAGUAUCCUUCUUCCCGGGCAACCUCUGCCGUCCAAUUUGACCCAACCGCCAUUACCGCAAUGCGGACCGGGAUGCUAUGAAUUCGAGGGCAAGAUUUUGGCCAGUAUCAUCGGCAGACCCUAUCGAGACGGAGCGACUGUGGGAGUAAAGGGAAGGGAUGAUGGAGCCGCUGUUCCUGAUGUGGAUGCGAUAGUCACCGGCACCGUCACUCGUAUAACCGCUCAACAGGCGCAUCUGAACAUCUCAACUGUCAACAACCGACCUGUCCCGGAAUCGAGUGAAGAAUUCGUCGGUGUAGUGAGAAUAGCGGAUAUCCGCCUCACCGAGCGAGACAAGAUAAAAAUGGGUGAAUGCUUCAGGCUGGGUGAUCUAGUCAAGGCCCGAGUGCUAUCCCUUGGCGACGCAAGAAGCUAUUACCUGAGCACAGCCGCCAACGAAUUAGGCGUGGUCUCAGGAACAUCAGAGGCAGGCAAUCCCCUCAUCCCAGCUUCUUUUCAGGAGAUGGAAGACGCAAUCACAGGCAGAAUGGAGCGUAGAAAAGUCGCCAAACCCGAGGGUGUAUGAUCAGCACACGCGAGCAUUGCAUGUGUGGGGGGGAGAGGGGUGGUCAAGCUGCGCGUCUGCCCUCGCCAGUCAGGUGAAUGGUCUAGAUCGGAUCCAUUUCGACGUCUCCAUGUCUAUUUUCAAGGUUCAACAGGACAAUUUUGGGCGAAUUUACCCUCCGUUCAAACGUUUGUUCGUCGGUAGGAUCGCCUUGGUUGGACGUCCCCGCCCUCAACUGCCCGGAGGAGGAGGAGGAGUAGGAAGGAGGAGGAUGCGCAGUUCCACGCCCUAUGAGCCAUGCAUAUGCAAGGCACCCGUUCAACGCCCCAUCCCUUCGCCCGGAUCAUAAAGUCACAUUGUGGAUUGUUUUAUUAAUAGCCGCAAACCCAAAAAUCUGAUACGUCAUAACAGCGUCUGUCUGCGUGAUCCAACGUCGGUUCUGUGCUGCUGCUGCGUAUGCAAU
Molecule: messenger RNA, 1039 nt
Organism: Kockovaella imperatae
Lineage: Eukaryota; Fungi; Basidiomycota; Tremellomycetes; Tremellales; Cuniculitremaceae
Product: S1 CSL4 protein
Exons: 7
Coding region: 22-597 (191 amino acids)
Biological process (GO): RNA processing
Cellular component (GO): cytoplasm; nuclear exosome (RNase complex)
Molecular function (GO): RNA binding
Source: RefSeq, a predicted model, not a curated record